This is a messenger RNA of Macrobrachium nipponense, 3263 nucleotides long. RefSeq names its product GATA zinc finger domain-containing protein 10-like. The record is from RefSeq and is a predicted model, not a curated record. Gene Ontology annotation, molecular function: DNA-binding transcription factor activity; DNA binding. NCBI's taxonomy places the organism in Eukaryota, Metazoa, Arthropoda, Malacostraca, Decapoda, Palaemonidae. The transcript has 14 exons. Gene Ontology annotation, biological process: regulation of DNA-templated transcription. The coding region runs from base 249 to 3263 and encodes 1004 amino acids.
CUAUACAGCUCAAUAGGCUGUGGAUAGUUGCGCUGUGACUUGUUGGUCAGUGGACGCGAGACAUAUUCUUGUAUUAUCCAAGUGACGUGCCUGGCAGAGCGCAGAGGAGUGCACGGGCUCUCACCGUAGUGUCAUGCUCCACCAGUUCCGUCUGUUUCCGCUUCCUGGCGUGCAAAUACGUACAGUGCUUGUGUGAAUUUUGUAUCCCUCAUCUGCCCACUGAAAAGAAAGCUUAGAAAGUAUCCAGCAUGAAUGUUGGGGUGCCUCUGUUCAAUAAGACUUCUCAAGGUCAUUUGCGUGCUACAGGUCUGCAACCAACACAGAUAGAGAAUGAUUUCAUCUAUUUAAACAGCUAUGAAGAGUUUCAUAACAAUCCAAUUCCAGGAACCUCUCAGGAAACGCAGCCGCAAGAAGCAUCCUUGGUUUUUGCAGUACAGCCACCGGACAAGUAUCGCUUCCGAUAUUUAUCCGAAAAUGGGAGCCAUGGCCAAUUAAAGACCAAUUCAGUCUUCCCCAAGGUAGAGUUGAAAAACUUCCACAAACCAGGACCUGUGGAAAUCAAAGUAGAAAUCUACACUUGGGAUCCAGAUCCUAAAAAGCGCCAGCCUCACCGCAUUCUCCAGUUCAAGCAAAGGAAAGGCCUCAAAUCCUCGAUCUCUUACACAUGCUACAAAAGGAAGGGCUGUUUUCACACUGAAUUAAAAGGAGUUCGUAUCAUGAAACUAACCAAGUCUGAUCUUCAAAAAGAGCAUAAAAUGACGUACGAAGCAGCCGAGGCGGCAUGGAGCCAGGAUCGUGACCUACCAGGAUGUCUCAGAGUCGAGGCAAGUUACCAGAAUAACGUCAUUGGAACCAUUUACUCCAAUACAAUUACAACCCUUCUUCCUUCCAGUCUGAGAAUACAUAACGUUUUUCCGAAGCAUCUGCGCGCACGAGAAGAACUCUGUAUACUUACGGACCUCGUCAAGAAAAAUGACAUCGAGGUGUUCCUUAUGAAUGAAGACACACACAACGAGCUGAUGUGUCCGAUAAAAACUUACCACCACCGGUUCACAAUUGUCUGCAAAAUACCAGAAAUUAGAAAUCAGGACAACACAAACCCAGUACAACUGAAAUUGUAUUUACAACGUCCAUCUGAUAAUACCAUGAGUAACUAUUACGAAGUGACGUACACCAACGAUUACUACCUACCUCGGAAAAGAAAACGAGCGAGUCUGCAAGGACCAGAGGACUGGGACGUUUGUAGUGACUUGACACCAUUGCAAUCACAGCAACAAUAUCCAAUACAACAGCAGCAGCAGCAGCAGCAAUAUGACCCACAGCUACAACAACAAUGGCAUUGGGAUCAAAGCGUUUGUCAGCAACAACACCACCCUCACGAGUCAUCACAAAGCCAACUGCAGCAUGAGCAGCAGCUUAUGCCAAUUGUACAGCAGGUCCCAAAUUAUCUCGUUCCACAUCAGCAAAAUCCUGCCGUUCCGCAGCAGUCGCAAAAUCAACAGGUAUCUCCCAUACCCAACCACGUCCAAGUUCCAGGGAAUCAAGAGUCGCCGUCAAAUUACUUCAGUUUCUCUGACGAGUCGGGACAAAGCCAGUCAUCGUUCUCGAACUCAGCGCCAGCCGGUCAUCUGCUUAAUAUGGGACUCACACAGCACGGCGAGGUACAAUCACACACCGGUCACGGGCAGUUUCCUGAAGGUCUGGGCAACAAAAUGGACUGCACCACCAACGAUAAAUAUGACAACAACUUCAGUGGUCAGCAAAAUCACCCGAUCAGGUCACUUGACAAUACUUACAUGAGCAACUCCGACAGUAAUGCAAUAUACAGUUACGGCCCACUUGGUAAUAACACUAGCCAGUAUAAAACAAUUUACGACGAUAGCUUUGACAGAGAUUACGAAUACGAUUCGUGUAGUAAUGAGGAUGACUCACGUCCGAAUAACACUCGUCGUUCACAAGAUGCACCUCUUCCCAAGGAUUUCAGGGACGAGGAAGAAGAAAACAAAGCAAAUCAAGGUAUACAAACCAGCAACACCUUGGACGUAGACGAAACAACGCAAUUUGAAGAAGACGACAAGCAAAAGGCCUAUAGAUUUGGGGAAAUGGAUCAGCUCAUAAAGGGGACAGAACAUAUUAAUAUUAAAAGAGAAACUGAGGUGCGAGACACAGCAACAAACACUAGUUACUAUACAGGUUCGAUCCCAAAUGGAAGGUUCAAUGAAAAGGACUCACAAUACGCUGACCAUGCUGAGAGAACAGAUCGAAGUGCUGAGAAAACAGAUCAGAGUGAAAGUAUUGAAGAGGAAGGGAAGCAAAACCGACCACUUCUUAUUGGUGUGAAUAUUAGCAAAAAGGACCCUAAACAAAGAAAUGACAGUAACUCAAAUACAACUGGAAACCCAGAACAGGAUAAAGAUAAAUCUUAUGAUAAUGGCGGGGAAAAAAACUUUGAAAGGUUACUUGCCAAUGCUGAACCUGAUAGUGAGAUAAUAUCAACUGGAAAAUCACAAAAAUCACUGGACACUGGGUUGUAUGAGAAACAUCCUUCAGGUGCUGACAUCAAAGAAAAAAAUUUAUAUUCCACCGAAGGCAACAUAAAAAUGAACAAUCAUUUUGCACGAAGAGUGAGAAAUAAUACAAAGGAUGCUACUAGGAAGGAAGCGAGUACAGUACAAGAUUAUAAUAAUCCUGGCGACAAAACUGAAAAUGAUGAGCAGAGCUCACGGAUUUCUGAGACGGAGGUGCAACAGAGCCUCGAGUCUCAAAAUAAAAGCGAGAACUCGGAACAAAAUAAUUCUGAAUUUAUAUACAAAGUCCAGAUGACUACUCAGGUUAAAAACAAAAGUGACAGGCAGGGGGAAGAAACAACAGAGGAUGGGGAAGGGGGGAAGGAGGAGGAAGUGCAAGAAGAGUUUGGUGACGAGAAGGAAAAGAAGGCGGAGGAGAAGCAAGAAGUGGAGGAGGAGGAGGAAGGGGAAGAUGACGAGGAGGAAGAAGGGGAAGAUGAAGGGGAGGAGGAGGAGGCGGAAGGGGAUAAUGACGUGGAGGAGGAGGAAGAAGAAGAAGAUGAUGAGGGGAGGAGGAAGGAGGAGGAAGUUUUUGGUCCACGAAGAGAAAAAUGGCGGAGGCGAGCAAAAGUGGAAAAGAUGGACGAGGAGACGAGCAAUGAACGAUGGAGGAGGAAGAGGGGGAAGAAGGGGGAGAUGGAGGGAGGAAGAAUGAGGAAGAAUAGGGGAGGAGGGAUGAAGCAUAGGGUAGGGUAG